AUGGAUGUUUCCAAUGCAGUUCUUGAUUUCUUUAACACAGGGAAGUUACUUCAGGAGCUGAACCAUACACUCAUUGUUCUUGUCCCUAAAGUCCCCACUCCUUCGUUUAUUACGGAUUACAGGCCGAUUUCAUGUUGUAAUGUUCUGUUCAAAUGUAUUAGUAAGAUCGUUACUGACCGUAUGAAAGGAGCACUGGAUAGUAUUGUGAGUAUAAACCAAUCGGCUUUUGUGCCAGGUAGGAAGAUUUCGGAUAACAUCCUCCUUACGCAGGAACUAAUGCAUAAUUACCAUAGGAGUUUCGGGCCACCUAGAUGUGCGUUCAAGGUUGACAUUCAGAAAGCGUAUGACACAGUUGAAUGGAGUUUUCUGAAAAAUGUGUUGGUUGGUUUUGGGUUUGCGGAAUGGAUGGUGGAUUGGAUUAUGUUAUGUGUCUCGUCUACGUCUUAUUCGGUUUGUGUUAAUGGAAAUACUCACGGGUAUUUUAAAGAAGAAAGGGGUUUAAGAAAAGGUGAUCCGAUGUCCCCGUAUUUAUUUACUCUGGUCAUGGAGAUUUUGACUUACGAUUGGUUCCUAUUCUCUAGGGGUGACGUUGCUUCAGCUAGAUGCAUUUAUGGAUUCCCUCUCAAAAUUUUCUAA
Helianthus annuus (common sunflower) is the source of this 636-nucleotide messenger RNA. RefSeq lists its product as uncharacterized. The transcript has a single exon. Bases 1 to 636 code for a protein of 211 amino acids. The record is from RefSeq and is a predicted model, not a curated record. NCBI's taxonomy places the organism in Eukaryota, Viridiplantae, Streptophyta, Magnoliopsida, Asterales, Asteraceae.